UGGUUUUUCUUGUGGCUUUAAAAACCCUACGGAUCAAAACCCCGGGUAUCGUUCCGCUCUCCUUCGCCGCCUCUCUUUCUCCUUUUUUUUUCACCUUAAACGCAACACCACCACGGCACAAUCACCGGUUUGAACCUCUCUCGGUCUAUCUCGCGCUCUCUGCUCUCUGAUAGUGACUAAACCAUCAGAAACUAAUCAUAUUGAAUUGAGAAGUUUUGCUUCGCCAGUCUGGUCGUGUGCCCAGAAAACGGGCGACGCGAGGAGGAGAGACCACUUGGUACUGCUGCUAUUGUUUUCAAGACCUGUUUUUUGGAACAGUUUUAGACUAAUCAUUCGUCGGCUCCGCUAAAGAAAUCAGUGUUUUGCUUAUUGUCGGAUUCAAUGCCGAAGAAGAGGGACCGGCAUCAGAACCCGCAGCCUUUUAUUGCUGACGAAAAUGCCUCGGUGGCCUCAAAGAAGCGAUCGAAAUUGCCCAAACAGCACCAGACGGAUGAGGAGCUGAUAUCGUCGGGCAUGAGCUCCAAGAUCCUGAAAGAAGCCUUGGCACAACAGAGAGAAAUCCAGGACGAGGCGGAACCUCGAAACGCUAACGGAAAUAACAACUCCUUCGUUUUCACUGAAGCAUUCGCUGAGGCCGAAGAAGCAGAAGAGGAUGAAAUCGACGAUUUUGGUGGAUUCUCUGAAACUCGGAGCCUAUUUGACUCUUAUGAUGAGGAGAUUAAUGAAGAGGAUGAGAGAGUACUGGAGGCAUUCUUAAGAAAGGAUGCAGGUCCCCAGCGUACGCUUGCUGACCUCAUUGUUGAAAAAAUUAAGCAGAAAGAUGCAAAUGCUGCUUCAGAACCGCGACCUUUGCCCAAAUUGGAUAAUUCCAUCAUAGAUUUGUACAAGGGAGUUGGCAAGCUUCUUGGUAGUUAUACAGCAGGAAAAAUACCCAAAGCAUUCAAACACAUACCUUCUAUGCAACUAUGGGAGGAUGUCCUAUAUUUGACAGAGCCUGAGAACUGGUCACCAAAUGCCCUGUAUCAAGCAACUAGAAUAUUUGCUUCCAACUUGGGUGCGAAGAAGGCAGAACGCUUCUACAGACUAGUCUUGCUCCCACGAGUGAGAGAAGAUAUCUUGAAGAAUAAGCGGCUUCAUUUUGCAUUGUAUCAAGCUUUGAAGAAGUCACUUUACAAACCUGCCGCAUUCUUCAAAGGGAUACUAUUCCCUCUAUGUGAGUCGAGGACAUGUAAUCUCAGGGAAGCUGUCAUUAUUGGGAGCAUUCUACAGAAGGUCUCCAUUCCUCCGCUUCAUUCAAGUGUUGCAUUAUUGAAGCUUGCAGAGAUGGAAUAUGGUGGUACAACAAGCUACUUCAUAAAGCUUCUUUUAGAGAAGAAAUAUGCUUUGCCUCAUCGUGUCCUUGAUGCUACUGUUGCUCAUUUUAUGAGAUUCCUUGAAGAUGCCAGGAUAAUGCCUGUAAUAUGGCACCAGUCACUGCUUGCAUUUGUACAAAGGUAUAAAAAUGACCUGCGGAAGGAGGAUAAAGAUAACCUCAGAAAUCUACUUGAAAAGCAAAAGCACAAACUAGUUACUCCUGAAAUCCGCCGGGAGCUAAAUAAUAGCCGCAACCGUGGUGAAAAGGAGGAUGAUCUUAUGUUAAUUUCCUCAUCUGUUACUGUGAUCAAUAAAACUAUUGAAGAAGAUAGGUUUGAUAUUCCAGAGGUGCCUAUGGAGGAGGAUUGAUCAAUUGGCUGGUUUAUGGACAUGGGUUCCCCAUGUUUGCUGGGAGAAAUCCAAUUUCAUGCUUUUAGAUGUCCGGAACAAAUGCGGUUUCAGGCAUGUAGAGGUCAGGCAGUUUUGGCAGUGAUAGUUACGGUUGAGAUACUGCUCAUGUUCGAAAGAGUACUCUUAUAGUGCUAUAAUUGGAACUCAAAUUGGAAUCUAAUAAACUAAUGAUAUCCGAUGAGAAUCUGUUUCUUUA
Messenger RNA from Carya illinoinensis, 1960 nucleotides. RefSeq names its product bystin. The coding region runs from base 382 to 1722 and encodes 446 amino acids. NCBI's taxonomy places the organism in Eukaryota, Viridiplantae, Streptophyta, Magnoliopsida, Fagales, Juglandaceae. Gene Ontology annotation, cellular component: cytoplasm; preribosome, small subunit precursor; nucleolus. Gene Ontology annotation, biological process: rRNA processing. Gene Ontology annotation, molecular function: snoRNA binding. The transcript has 11 exons. The record is from RefSeq and is a predicted model, not a curated record.